This is a messenger RNA of Choloepus didactylus (southern two-toed sloth), 975 nucleotides long. Its product is annotated as olfactory receptor 11H12-like. The record is from RefSeq and is a predicted model, not a curated record. Gene Ontology annotation, biological process: G protein-coupled receptor signaling pathway. Gene Ontology annotation, cellular component: membrane. The transcript has a single exon. NCBI's taxonomy places the organism in Eukaryota, Metazoa, Chordata, Mammalia, Pilosa, Megalonychidae. Gene Ontology annotation, molecular function: olfactory receptor activity; G protein-coupled receptor activity.
CUCUUGACCUUACAGAUGACUGAGCCAAUGAAUGUCUCCGAGCAAGCUGCCAGCUUUGCUUCUGUAAGAGAAUUUAUGCUCCUAGGUUUCUCUUGUGAGUGGCAGAUUCAGGUCCUCCUCUCCUCACUCUUCACUACAACAUAUGUUCUGACCAUAACAGGGAAUGGGGCCAUUGUCUGUGCACUGUGGUGUGACCAGUGACUCCACACCCCUAUGUACACAUUCCUGGGGAAUUUCUCCUUUCUAGAGAUCUGGUAUGUUUCUUCUACAGUGCCCAAGAUACUGGUCAACUUCCUCUCAGCAACAAGGACCAUCUCCUUCACUGGCUGUUUCCUACAAUUCUACUUCUUUUUCUCCUUGGGCACAUCUGAAUGCUUCCUUCUGGCUGUCAUGGCCUUUGAUCGGUACUUAGCCAUCUGCCAUCCCUUACACUACCCUAAUAUCAUGACAGGGCAUCUCUGUGUCAAACUAGUCAUUACCUGUUGGUUUUGUGGCUUUCUGUGGUUCCUAAUCCCCAUUGCUCUCAUAUCUCAGUUGCCCUUCUGUGGUCCAAAUAUUAUUGACCAUGUUGUAUGUGACCCAGGACCAUUAUUUGCAUUGGCAUGUGCCUCUGCCCCAAUAACCCAACUGAUUUGUUACACUCUAAGCUCAUUAGUUAUCUUUGGCAACUUCCUAUUCAUCCUUGGGUCUUAUACUCUUGUUUUAUUAGCUGUGUUGCGUGUGCCUUCAGCCAUGGGAAGACGUAAGGCCUUCUCCACCUGUGGGUCUCAUUUGGCUGUGGUAUCCCUGUUCUAUGGCUCCCUGAUGGUCAUGUAUGUGAGCCCAGGACUCGGACAUUCUGCUGGAAUGCAGAAAAUUGCAACCUUGUUCUAUGCUAUUGUGACCCCACUAUUCAACCCCCUCAUCUACAGCCUCCGGAAUAAGGAGAUAAAAGCAGCCUUGAGGAAAGUUCUGUGGAGUUCUAGCAUAAUCUGA